Molecule: messenger RNA, 2146 nt
Organism: Phyllopteryx taeniolatus (common seadragon)
Lineage: Eukaryota; Metazoa; Chordata; Actinopteri; Syngnathiformes; Syngnathidae
Gene: tapbpl
Product: TAP binding protein like
Exons: 9
Coding region: 649-2103 (484 amino acids)
Biological process (GO): antigen processing and presentation of endogenous peptide antigen via MHC class I
Cellular component (GO): membrane
Source: RefSeq, a predicted model, not a curated record
AUUGCUUAAAUGUUCCUCCAUCUAUCCACCCAUCCAUUCAUCCAUCCAUCUCAAACUGAAAUAGAAAACUAUCAAAAUAACAAAACAAAAUAAACAGAACCAAACCAUAAAAUGAAUAAAACAAAAGAUAAAUGAAAACUUUAUUUAAAAUCAACAAAACACAAUAUUAAAUGAUACAAAUAUAUAAUAUAAAUGAAAUCAAGCAACAACAAAUACAAAAUAAUAACAAAAGAAACAAAAAGGAGUCUUGAAAAAAAAAUGUCUACAUUGGCCAGAGUAAAUUUACAGUAAAAAAAACAAACAAAAAGGCCACGACACAGAAUAAAUAUAUGGUUGUACUCAAAUGUGUGCUUGUUCUGUAGAUGGAUUGAAAGAUCGACAGACAGAUAGACAGCUGCAUUGAUACAGUAGAUAAAAUAAUGAUUUGUAAUUGUUAAAUGAAUGCAAAUUCCAUGCAUCCAUUCUCUGUACCGCUUAUCCUCACAGUUUAGGGACACGGGUGUGCUGGAGCCCAUCCCAGCUGACUUUGGGCACCCUGAACUGGUCGCCAGCCGAUCGCAGGGCACAUAUACUGUAUACUGUAGACAAACAACCCCUCGCACUCACAUUCACACCUACAGACAAUUUAGAGUCUUCAAUUAACCUCCUAUGCAUGUUUUUGGACUGUGGGAGGAAAGCGGAGUACAGGCACGGGGAGAACAUGCAAAGCCUGCACAGGAAGGCCAGAGCCCGGAUUCAAACCCACGACCUCUGAACUUUAAGGCGGAUUUCCUGACCAGUUGUCCACCGUUCCGCCCUGAAUACAAAUUAAGAGACGCCAUGAAGGUGACGGGAAUCAUUUUGUGUGGCUUCUUCACAACCUGCGUGUGUGCGUCUGCGGUGACAGACGUGGUUCUGUCCUGCGAGUUCGUGGAGGACUCGGUCGGACUGCACGCCUUCACCAGAACUCCGGCCACUUUCAUCUUGAGAGAAGUCAGCAUUGUUUCCGAUGAAAGCCAAGAAGCCCUGACUCCAUUCGUCCCGCCGCCCAACCUGGAUCCACGUGCCAUUAUGUUCGAGUCCAAAGCGUCAUCCUUCGAGAUUCCCAAUGCAGAUGUUCUGCUACAUGCGCACUGCAACGAGCAGGAGGUGAUGUGCGAAAUAAGCAGCUACGCUCCCCACGGCUUGAAGGAAAGGUUUGGAUCAGACCAUUUCCUGGUGUCCAUCAAUGUGGAGGGUGGUGCUUUCGGCACUUUGUUGAUCAUGCGUGCCGUGCAACCGGUGAACGACCAUUCGGGCCUGAUGCAUGAUGUGCUGGGACUGCCUCUGACCCGUGAUGGAACACUGCUGACUGAGGUGUCCUUUCUGGUGUUUUCCACUUUCAAGUCUCUAACUGCACCACUGAGAGGCGUCUGCUUCCUCAAUUGCGGCUUCAAGCAUCAGGACGUGUCGCCCGAUGAGGAAGUGCACAUCGAGUGGCACCAGCAGAAUCGGGGACAAGGAAAGAAAGUCGUCAAGAUGGUGACGAGGCUGAACAAUCCGGAAGGGAGCGCGGUGUUCCAUCACGGGAGCGGGCAGUUGAGCAUGAAUGCCACCCAAGUUGUGAGCGAGGGGAACGCCUCUGUGACCCUGAACAACUUGAAGGUUACGGAUGAGGGCGCCUACAUCUGCUCCGUCACUGUCGGGCCUUUCCAGGGUCAGCAGGUGGUUCAUCUCCAUGUGGUUCAACCACCAAGUGUUUCACUCUCGGAGAAGAAGCUAGUUUUGAAGGGAAAUGCAGCGCAGACUCUGAGCUGCCAUUGUAAUAAAUACUACCCUCUGGCGGCUCAGGUGGAGUGGCUGUCACACGUGCCGACGGACGAGGAGCCAGCCGUCUUCCCCGAUCAGGGCUCACUGUCCAGCCACCGCAAGGAAGGCGACGGCACGUACUCGCUCUCGUCCCACCUCGUCGUGCCCCCCAGUGUCGCUCCGGGAACCCGAAUCACCUGCAGGGUGUCCCACCCAGCUCUAGACACUCCUGUCUCUGUCAGUGUGCUGGUAGAACACCUGGAACCAGAUGACUACUGGUGGGUGUUGUCAAUCCUGGGCAUCACUGUGGUGUUCUUCUACCAGCUCAUCAGAUAGACACUAUUUAUUUAUUUCUGCUUUGAAUAAAAGGGGGUUCUUU